CCGUGUCAAUGUGGCAAUUGGACUUUUAAAUAACAUUUUAACUCGUUCAGAUGUGAUAACCACAAUGUCGGACAUUUCGAACCGCAACCAAAAGCCGUCAGGCAGCGCGGUGGAUGAGACGAUGCUGCGGCUCUUCAGACCUGGAGCUGCAGGUGUAUCCGGCCAGAGCGGGUCCUCUCGGGCUAAUGGGAACCAAGCAAAUCAACCUCGAUUUCAAACACAACAGUACUUCGGCGGAUGGGCUUCCAGCAGGUCGAGGAGAAGGCCUAAAUCCCAGCACCAUCCCAGUUUCAACAAAGAUGUCAUCCUGCUACCCCAUUCUGCAUGGGAUGAAGUUUGUAAACACAAAACAAAAAGAAAACUUCAUGAGAAUGGCUUAAUUCUAAGCGCCUUUGAGAUAAUGAAAACAUGGGACAACAGGACAGUCAUUGCAGAGAUUCGAGAGGCAUUCCAAAACAAAAUUCCCGAGGAUGUCAGUGUUGAACUGUUGAUGGGAUGUGGCAACAAAUUGGUGUCACCAAAGCUGCGCGAGGGCCAGGAGUUGAAUGGCUUCAUUAUCCAUAAAGUCUUUGAAGCAAAAGCGUUGUACAUACGGCCAGGAAGGGAUCUUCCAUUUCAGUUUGACAGCACAGAUUCAGAUGACUGUGUGGAGAUUAACACCACAGUAGCAUCCAACAACUUCCAAGCUGGAGGCUAUAUGUGUACACGGUCCAGGGGAAACCAAAUUUCAACUCAGCCUCCUGCCACCCCACAUGCUUCCAGUGACACCGCCGCGACAGCUACACUGCUCUCUGCACCACAAGCAUUGGUUGAAAUUGCGACUGAAGCUGAACCACCAGAAGCACCCAGUGGUGAUGCAGGGAGGACUGACCACUAUGCUGCCUACCUGUCCAUCAUGGGUUCAACCUCAGAUCUCUCUUCUGAUGAUGAGGAUCUUAACCAGGCUAUAAUGGCUAGUCUUCAGAGUCAUGCGGUAUCUGAGCAAACAAACACAGAAUCAGCACAAGAAGUCCUCCUCAGUCUUGCAUCUCAAAUUGAUCCCACCCAGAUAUGCAGAUUCAACAUCAACAGGUCCUCAGUGCUGGAUGGUGCUUUUCGGGCGUUCAAGAGGCUAUCCUACAAUCCCAAGUAUCAGAUGAAGAUCAAGUUCUCUGAUGACUUGGGACUGAGUGAAGAGGCUGUGGACCUUGGUGGCCCGAGAAGGGAAUUCUUGCGGUUGCUUAUGGAAGCCCUUGCAGUGUCACCAAUGUUUGAGGGGAGGGCAGGGAGAUUGAACCUAGCAUUGGACAGCACAGCUUUAAGAGAGGAUCGAUAUUUUAUUGCUGGGCAGGCCAUUGCUAUAAGCCUGGUACAUGGCGGUCCUCCACCAGGAUUCUUUACACCAGCGCUGUACUCCCAUCUGGUUGGUGGCAGUUCCACGAUAAAGCCUGUUCUGGAGGACAUUGCUGAUGCAGACCUCUACGAGAAAGUAAAAAAGGUGUCUGAAAGUACAUCUUUUGAGGAUCUGAUGCGUGCCACAGAACCACUGCAAGAUUAUCUGGCAAAUGCUGGGUGUCUCAGGCCAUUAAAAUGCAUUGAAGACAGAGAUCUGUUGGUUCAAGAUAUUGUCAUGUUCCAGGUGGUCCACAGAGUCUCUGGGGCAUUUGAAAGAUUUAAAGAGGGACUGAAAACCCUUGGUGUCCUGGAUGCCAUGAGGACGUACCCGGAGAGUUUUAGACCCUUGCUGUGCCAUCAACCACCUCCACUCACAGCCAAGUCCAUGGAUCAGCUCUUCCAAAUUAGACUGUCUGUUGCAGGAAGCAACAAGAGAAUGGCAGAGGAACGUGUUGUGCCAUUUUGGAGAGAUUACUUGCUGGAUGUUGAGGAGGAGGCCGGAGCCUCAAAGCUAAGCGAUGUCUUAGCCUUUGCAACUGGUGCAAGCAUCGUCCCACCAAUUGGCUUCUCUCCUCAACCAACAAUUGCUUUCCUACAUGACCAGUCCGGAAGCCCAGGACGCUGUUUGCCUAUGGCCAACACAUGCAUCAACUGUCUGAAGCUGCCACUUUGUGACACAUACGCUGAGUUCAAAGACAGUAUGGACUAUGCAUUAGAAAAUACUCAGGGUUUUGGUCGAGAGUAA
Cololabis saira (Pacific saury) is the source of this 2119-nucleotide messenger RNA. Its product is annotated as G2/M phase-specific E3 ubiquitin-protein ligase-like. Gene Ontology annotation, cellular component: nucleus. The record is from RefSeq and is a predicted model, not a curated record. The transcript has 9 exons. The coding region runs from base 65 to 2119 and encodes 684 amino acids. Lineage: Eukaryota; Metazoa; Chordata; Actinopteri; Beloniformes; Belonidae. Gene Ontology annotation, molecular function: ubiquitin-protein transferase activity.